Cucurbita moschata (crookneck pumpkin) is the source of this 1300-nucleotide messenger RNA. Its product is annotated as polygalacturonase inhibitor-like. Bases 132 to 1130 code for a protein of 332 amino acids. The record is from RefSeq and is a predicted model, not a curated record. The transcript has a single exon. Lineage: Eukaryota; Viridiplantae; Streptophyta; Magnoliopsida; Cucurbitales; Cucurbitaceae. Gene Ontology annotation, molecular function: protein binding.
GGAGACUCUAGUCAAUAAAGCUAUAAUGCUCCAAACACCUUCAUUAUUUGACUUCGAUCUGGACUAUAUCCCUUUCAAGUUCAUCCAUCUAUUAUCCUCCCGACCAUACCUCUCUGUCCCCCAUUUCCUCCAUGGCUCCAAAUCUCAAACUCUCAUGCCUCCUCUUCUCUCUCAUUUUCUUCAUCUCCAUCGCCAUUUCUGUUGCACAGCUCUGCAACCCAGCUGACAAAAAAGUCCUCCUCAACAUCAAAAAAGCCUUCAACAACCCCUACGUCCUCUCCUCUUGGGAUCCCAAACAGGACUGCUGUACCUGGUACUCUGUCGCCUGCCACCCGACCACCCACCGUGUCGUCUCCCUCAUCAUCCUCGCCGACGACAAAAUCUCCGGCCAAAUCCCACCGGAAGUCGGUGACCUGCCAUUCUUACAAACCCUCAUGCUCCACAAGCUGCCAAAUCUCAACGGACCCAUCCAACCCACCAUAGCCAAUCUCAGCCACCUCAAAUCCCUCGACCUCAGCUGGAACAAUCUCUCUGGCUCUCUCCCAAGCUUCCUCGGCUCCCUCAAAAAUCUCACCCUCCUCAACCUUUCCUUCAAUAAUCUCACCGGAACAAUCCCAAGUUCUCUCUCCCAGCUCCCGAAUCUCGGCUCUCUCCAUUUGGACAGAAACAAGUUAACAGGACAAAUCCCGGACUCUUUUGGGUACUUCGAGGGAGAGAUUCCUUACCUUUAUCUUUCCCACAACGAACUUUCCGGGAAACUUCCAGCUUCCUUGUCUAAAAUGGAUUUCAAUGUCAUUUCUUUGUCGAGAAACAGGCUUGAAGGCGGCGCGUGGAUGUUAUUUGGUGCAAACAAGACGACCCAGAUCGUUGAUUUGUCGAGGAAUCUGUUGGAGUUUAACUUGUCGGAGGUUGUGUUUCCCCGGAGCUUGACUACGCUGGAUCUUAACCAUAAUAAGAUCUUUGGGAGUAUUCCGGUGGCGAUGACGGAGCUGACUUUUCAGUUGAAUGUCAGUUAUAAUAGACUGUGCGGGCAGAUUCCAGUGGGCGGCCGCUUGCAGAGCUUUGAUUUGAGUUCCUAUUUUCAUAACAAGUGUUUGUGUGGGGCGCCUCUUAGUAGCUGCAAAAGAUGAAGGAUGUAUUUAAUAUUUAUAUACUUUGAUCUAUUGUCCAGUCAUCGACCCCAUUUAUCUAACGGAAGAAAAUAUUUUACACUCUCUCCUCAUUCCCCAUUUAAGAGAGGAAUUCCUCCUAUGAAUCACAAAUCUCUACACGGAAUGAUAUUGUCUACUUUGAAUAUAAA